AUGGCCACGGACACGGACGCCAGGCGACCGCCGCAUGCUGACCGUCGAACCCUCGGCGCCCGCAACGCCGCUCCGCCUCGAGACACCCACCGCCUUGCCCCCCCGCAGCGCGCGCAUCCACACACACGCUCGCGCACCGACACGCUCGCGCACCCAUACUCACCCAUACUCGAUCGUCUACACCUAAUUGCCGCCUGCGCGCGCGGCCGCCAGUCCGUCGAGGGCCCCGGCGCGCACGCCCGUCGCCGCGUCCGGCCGUCCACAUGUAUUAUCUGUAUCUUUAUAUCUCGCGCUGCUGUGCUCCCGCUGCUCGCGUCGUCGCCGUGUGCGUGCGGACGCUGUAUAUACCCUCCGCGCUCGCCCUGUUCUAUCCCACCACACACUCGCUCCGUCUCUCACCUUGUCCCAUCUCAUCUCAUCUCAUCUCACCGCACCGGAUCUCGUCUGCUCUGCUCUCAUCUCGGCUCAUCUCGGCUCGGCUCGUCGUUCCCUCUCGUGUUUUAUUUCGUCCUGCAUCCUAGAACGCCACCCAGCACCAUGUCAAACUCCCCCGUCCUACUGCUUAUCGUGCCUGCCUUAAUCAUCGCUCCUAAUCUCCCUCUCUCUCUCUCCGUCGUCGGCGCCGUCGCGCUGCGUACAGCCUCCCACCGGGCACAGACACGCUUCGCUCUCCAAUACGCCGCCACCACCGGCGCCGCUCUGCCCUCCCCCCUCUUUUUUAUUGGCUUCUGCUUCUUCUUCUUCUUCUUCUUCUUCUUCUUCUGCUUCUUCUUGGUUUUCUCCACCCCCAAAAUAACACACGCCCCCACCCGCCGUCUUUAG
This is a messenger RNA of Heterobasidion irregulare TC 32-1, 822 nucleotides long. RefSeq lists its product as uncharacterized. Lineage: Eukaryota; Fungi; Basidiomycota; Agaricomycetes; Russulales; Bondarzewiaceae. The record is from RefSeq and is a predicted model, not a curated record. Bases 1 to 822 code for a protein of 273 amino acids. The transcript is spliced from 3 exons.